Paramuricea clavata is the source of this 729-nucleotide messenger RNA. Lineage: Eukaryota; Metazoa; Cnidaria; Anthozoa; Malacalcyonacea; Plexauridae. The record is from the annotation of a GenBank genome assembly.
AUGUCCGUACCCAUAUCAUUAGCGGAUACGAAUGGUAAACUUAGAACUGGCCAGAAAGCAGUGCUGGUUGAUGUUUUCACCAGGGGAAUUGAAUGUCCGAGUGCUACUGAUUUGCAAGGAAGUGCAUGUUUAGUGAUUGACGGCAUGGCUUUAGUAGCAGCAGUAGGGAAACCUGCCGACGCUCAAACCUUCGGAGCCUACGCAGAUAGAUUCCAAGAUGCCGUAUUGGGAGCAGGUUCGCGGUAUCAGCAAAUUCACGUACUAUUCGACAGGUACGAGAAGAGUUCAAUCAAAGCAGGCACGAGAGAACGCCGUACCAGGACUAUUCGCCCUGUUCGUCGUGUAAUCGAGAACAAGAAUGUUCCACUUCCGAACAGCUGGUCAAAUUUCUUAGCUUUACCGGAAAACAAGGCAAACUUGGCCAAAUUUCUGUCCGAACCUUUAAUUGCAAAUGCACCUUUAGAGAAAGUCGUUGUUGUUGCAGGUGGAUUUUCCGACGGGAAAGAAGCGCAAUCGACAAACCAAUUGGUUGAUCCUUCUCUUUUGUGCGCAAAUCACGAAGAAGCUGAUACAAGACUGGUUCUACAUGCUAUCGUCAACAGUUGUGACACGGUUGUUGUGUCUGCCAGAGAUACUGACGUACUGUUACUUCUUGUCGCGCAUUUGCCAAGUAUGCCUUCUCCAAGUGUGGAUGAUGGCAGGAACAGCGGCCAGGCGCAACUUCUUUAA